AUGAAAGCCAUAUUUGCUCGACACCGCAUACCAAAUGAGGUCAGAUCGGAUAAUGGUCCUCAGUACGCCUCCGAGAUAUUCGCAAAGUUUGCAAAAGAGUACGACUUUGUGCACACAACGAGUAGUCCGAAAUAUCCCCAAUCGAAUGGAGAAGCCGAGCGAAUGGUACAGACUAUGAAGAAACUACUAACGAAGAGUGAUGAUCCCUACCAGGGAUUGUUGUCUUAUCGUUCGGCCCCUCUGUCAAAUGGAUAUUCUCCAGCAGAACUACUAAUGGGUAGACAACUGAGAGAGACAGACGACAAAAAGAGAGAUUUGACAAACAACAUAGAGCCAGGGAACUACCACCAUUAUCUAGUGGAGAAGGAGUGUGGAUUCCAGACAGAAAGGAAAGAGGGUCUAUUUUACAACAGUCUAAAACACCAAGAUCUUAUACCAUCUCAACACCAUCCGGAGAAUUUCGAAGGAACAGAAGACACAGUUAGAGAUCAUCGACGAAAAGAACCGGUACCAGAAGACAAGAAGACUGAAAUGAAAAAAGAAGAACCAACAGAAAGUACGGUGCAACAUCCUCCUUCAGUACAACCUGAUUUAACAACAACAAGAAGUGGUAGAGCUGUCAAGCCACCGCAGAAACUAGACUUAUAG
This is a messenger RNA of Corticium candelabrum, 648 nucleotides long. RefSeq lists its product as uncharacterized. Gene Ontology annotation, molecular function: nucleic acid binding. Gene Ontology annotation, biological process: DNA integration. NCBI's taxonomy places the organism in Eukaryota, Metazoa, Porifera, Homoscleromorpha, Homosclerophorida, Plakinidae. The transcript has 2 exons. Bases 1 to 648 code for a protein of 215 amino acids. The record is from RefSeq and is a predicted model, not a curated record.